CUGCGAUCUUGGAGAAAUCGAUCAGCGAAGACGAUAAGCACUCGACACUCGAGCCUCUCGCUGCCCGCCGGCGCCGGGAUUUUAUACGAGCUCCAACCAAUCGCCGUUCUGAUCGAGAUGCCGCCAUGCCACGGCACCGCGCGCGCCAUCCCGUGCCGCAUCCGCCGACCGAGGAGGAGGCUCCGUGGAUCCCGGCGCUGGGUAACGACGGUUCGCCCACCAGCUGCACGCCGACUGUUCGACGGAACGCGCGCGAGCGCCACUGCCACUGCCGCACCUGGCUCCGCGUGCGGACAAUGGCGAUCGCCGCGCGACAGGGCACGCCAGUACGAAUGAAUCCACUGGCCUUCUUCGUCCCAGAGGGCAGAGCCGCGCCCGCGCAGGGCGUGGCUACAACGACGCGCCCGUGAUCACUGGUCAGUAUGGAGCUCACCAAACACCGUUCUGACUUCUGUGUUUCCGCCUGUGCUGCUGCAGGUGCGUCGGAGCUGUACUGGUGUCUACCAAAGCAGGAAAAAAAAAACCUCCAUAGGCUUCUUUGGCAAGAGUUCAGAUCUCAAAAGCAUCUAAUAAGUGAGGAAUCAGGACAAGAACCAUCAUGACAGCUAGUCACCCAGCUCUUGUACUGUACUUGAAAUUUCAGUGUCUGUAUGGGGCAGUCUUCAACGGGUCUUUGGCCUAUAAAAUACAGAAGAAUGUGGCUGUGUUGAAAAGAGUGAGACUCUUGUGAACUUCCAGGAGUAGGGGUGUUACCAAUAUAGAAUAUGGAGAGGGCGGGUGAGAUGGGAGAUAUUGGACAAGAAGCUCUCCAUGAAGGUGUGCUUCAGGGUGGCAGUGACACUGGAGAACACAAAGACAAAACUGUUGGUCAUGAAAAAGAUGAGCAAUUUCAGCCAAAAUGGAGGAAGUUCUUGGCUCAUGUUGGACCUGGAGCUCUUGUGGCCAUUGGCUUCCUGGAUCCUAGCAACUUGGAAACUGACAUGCAAGCUGGGGCUGACUUCAAAUAUGAGCUCCUUUGGGUGGUCUUAGUUGGAAUGAUCUUUGCACUUUUGAUCCAAACACUAGCUGCCAACCUUGGAGUGAAGACAGGGAAGCAUCUUGCUGAACUCUGCAGGGAAGAGUACCCACGUUACGUCAACAUUUGCUUGUGGACAAUCGCCGAGCUUGCAGUGAUAUCUGAUGAUAUCCCUGAAGUGUUGGGCACAGCCUUUGCAUUCAAUAUACUGCUCAAGAUUCCAGUGUGGGCUGGGGUUAUCCUCACAGUAUUCAGCACCCUCUUGCUCCUUGGGGUGCAGAGAUUCGGGGCCCGCAAACUGGAGUUCAUUAUAGCUGCUUUCAUGUUUACCAUGGCGGCUUGCUUCUUCGGAGAGUUGAGCUACCUGCGGCCAUCAGCAAAAGAGGUCGUCAAGGGCAUGUUUGUUCCCUCGCUCCAGGGAAAGGAUGCUGCUGCUAACGCAAUUGCGCUCUUUGGCGCUAUCAUCACACCGUACAACUUGUUCUUGCACUCUGCCCUCGUCCUCUCAAGAAAGACCCCACGUUCAGUUAAAAGCAUCCGAGCUGCUUGCAGAUACUUCCUUAUCGAGUGUAGCCUCGCGUUCAUAGUGGCAUUCCUCAUCAAUGUUUCGGUGGUUGUUGUCGCGGGAACUAUCUGCAAUGCAAACAGUCUUUCUCCAGCUGAUGCAAAUACGUGCAGUGACCUUACUCUGCAGUCCACACCUAUGUUGCUCAGGAAUGUUUUGGGGAGAUCAAGCUCAGUGGUGUAUGCUGUUGCACUGCUAGCUUCUGGGCAGAGCACAACAAUUAGCUGCACAUUCGCAGGGCAGGUUAUCAUGCAGGGGUUUCUGGACAUGAAGAUGAAGAACUGGGUACGGAACCUCAUCACACGAGCCAUCGCCAUUGGUCCGAGCCUCAUUGUCUCCAUUGUCAGCGGUCCAGCAGGUGCUGGAAAGCUGAUCAUCAUCUCAUCUAUGGUGCUGUCGUUUGAGAUGCCGUUCGCGCUCAUCCCUCUCCUCAAGUUCUGCAACAGCAGCAAGAAAGUUGGACCCCUCAAGGAAUCCAUCUAUACGGUGGUGAUUGCGUGGAUCCUGAGCUUCGCGCUCAUCGUGGUCAACACCUACUUCCUGGUGUGGACCUAUGUGGACUGGCUGGUGCACAACCACCUCCCCAAGUACGCCAACGUGCUCGUCUCCAUCGUCGUCUUCGCGUUCACGGCCGCCUACCUGGUCUUCGUCGUCUACCUGACGUUCAGGAGGGACAGGGUGUCCACGUACGUGCCGGUGUCGGAGCGGGCGCAGGGGCAGGUGGAGGCCGGCGGGGCGCAGGCCGUGGCGUCCGCCGCCGACGCCGACCAGCCGGCGCCGUUCAGGAAGGACCUGGCCGAUGCUUCCAUGUAGAUGCCUCGUGCAUGUAGUGACUGUCUGAUUGAUGAUGCCCAGCUCCAUGUAGUGGCUGCUUCCAUGCUGAUGCCCCGUACUCAUUGUACUAGAUGUUAGGGCUGAUAUGUGAUUUGUCGAUUGCUGUCUAGCUACAGAGCUGGUUGUCUAGCUUAUGCUCGUGUGGUAUUGAUUUAUUUA
This is a messenger RNA of Panicum virgatum (switchgrass), 2573 nucleotides long. RefSeq names its product metal transporter NRAT1. The transcript has 14 exons. Lineage: Eukaryota; Viridiplantae; Streptophyta; Magnoliopsida; Poales; Poaceae. The record is from RefSeq and is a predicted model, not a curated record. Bases 765 to 2393 code for a protein of 542 amino acids. Gene Ontology annotation, biological process: metal ion transport. Gene Ontology annotation, molecular function: cadmium ion transmembrane transporter activity; manganese ion transmembrane transporter activity. Gene Ontology annotation, cellular component: membrane.